This is a messenger RNA of Hippocampus zosterae (dwarf seahorse), 1401 nucleotides long. RefSeq names its product kinesin-like protein KLP2. NCBI's taxonomy places the organism in Eukaryota, Metazoa, Chordata, Actinopteri, Syngnathiformes, Syngnathidae. Gene Ontology annotation, cellular component: microtubule; kinesin complex. The record is from RefSeq and is a predicted model, not a curated record. Gene Ontology annotation, biological process: microtubule-based movement. Gene Ontology annotation, molecular function: microtubule binding; ATP hydrolysis activity; microtubule motor activity.
AUGAAGUUCAGCAAGGUGAUCCCCCCCGAAACGCAGCAAGACGAGCAGUUUUCCAUGGUGGAGGACCUGAUCCACCAGUUCCUGGCGGGCACGAACUGCACGAUCUUCGCCUACGGGCAGACCGGCGCCGGCAAGACCUUCAGCAUGAUCGGCGAGUGCCAGGAGGAGGGCGAGCUAAUUGCCGACAUCGAGGGGUAACGGCGAGGCAUCCUACCCAGAUCGUUAGAACUAAUCCUCUCCUAGCAGUGCAAGAACAAGGACCACGAGCUACUGCUGUCUUUCUUCGAGGUCUACAACGACAAGGUGUACGACCUGUUCUCGCUCUAGGACUAUCCCCAGCCCCUCGAUGUCAGGGAGUCCAAGUCCGGAGAGAUCACCAUCCCCGACACAGAAUUCCAGGUCCGCUCCCUGGAAAGCGCCAUUGAACUGCUCCACGCGGGGCUGCACAACCGAGUUACAGGUUCCACCGCCGGCAAUAAGCAGUCCUCCCGAUCGCACUCGAUCUUCCAAAUAAAGCGGCGCAGGCUCGGCCGGGGCAAGUAACCCGGUGAGAGCCUGCUCCGGAUCGUGGACCUGGCCGGCUCCGAAAAGUACAAGAUCCCGAACAACAUCAGCCUGCAGGAGAAAGAGGUCCGGGUGCAGGAGCUGACUUACAUCAACGGCUCCUUAUCCAGCCUCGGCCAGUGUAUCUCCGCCCUCAUCGAGCGGUCCAGGACGCAUAUCCCUUUUAGGAACUCGAAGCUGACCAGGGUCCUCGCGGAUUCGCUUACUGGCACUGGCAGGAUGGUCUUUAUAGUCUGCAUCUCGCCCUCGGUCUCCGCCACGGCUGAAACCUUCUCGACCCUGCAGUUCGCCAACCGAGCCAAACGAGCCGUACUUGAGGCCCGACCUAAACUGGACAAGAAAAAGUCGGAUGACGAAAUCGAGAGUUUGAGGAAGGAGCUGCAGGAAUAGCGGAAUCUGCGGAUCGAGCUGGAAAAGCAGCUCAAGCACAGAGACGAGUAUCGCCUGAUCCUGGAGAACAAAGCCCGCCCCAAGCCGGACAAACACACCUUCGAUCUGGACGAGUUCGAUAGCUUCGACUUCAACAAGCCCAGCAAGGAAAAGCUGUCGAUGGAGGAGGAGAUUAAGAAGGCGGUGAAGGGCCUCAAGGGACUUAAACAGCGGGACAAGGAGCUCGAGAAAGGUGGGGCCAACUGUGAUGAAAUUCAGCUGGGAGAAGUCAAGACCCAGGUGGUGGCGGGGCUCAACACCGACGUGAGGAUCGACUGUCUGAUUGGAGGGGAGGUUGCCACCUCGUACUUUCUGACCCAGUUCGAACAGGCCUGGACGAACACCCUUGAAAUAACAGAAAACGUGUUCUCAGUCAACUUUAAAGUAGAGCCGGAGGAGGACGGCUAG